AUGGCCUCUGCUGUGCCUGACAAAGAGCAAGCUGCCAAGAGCUCCCUGGAGGUGAAGGAGGAGGAGCAGCAGGAUGCAGUAAAUCAGGUGGCUAACCUGACCUUGGUCAGCUCUGCCUGUGACAUGGUUUCUACAGCUUAUGCCUCUACUAAGGAGAGCCACCCCUACAUCAGAUCUGUGUGCGAUACAGCAGAGAAAGGAGUGAAGAGUGUGACUGAAGCCACAGCCAGCUGUGUGCAGCCUGUUCUGACUACACUGGAGCCUCAUGUUGCUGCAGCAAGCGAGUAUGCCUAUGAGGGUUUGGAUAAACUAGGGGAAAAGCUCCCACUCCUUCAAAAGCCAGUGGAACAGAUUAUUUCUGACACAAAAGAGCUGGUAUCAUCUAGAGUGGCUGAAGCAAAGGAUGCUGUGAGGAGCAAAGUGACGGAGGUGAUAGAUGUAACUAAGGAGACUCUUCAGAGUGGCAUGGAGGUUGCCAGAUCUGCAGUGACCAGCAGUGUGGGGAUUGUUGUGGACUCCAGAGUGGGCAAGACAGCUGUAAGUGGACCAGAAGCUGUGCUAGGGAGAGCAGAAGACAACAUUCUCCCUAUUGGAAAUGAGGAACUGGCCAAGCUGGCAGCAUCUGAGGAGGGUGCAGACCUAACGUCUGUGGAGCAGCAGCGAGAGAAGAGGAGGUACUUUGUGCGGUUGGGGUCUCUCUCUGAUGAACUUCGCCUGUUUGCCUAUCUGCACUCAACAGACAAGAUGAAGCAGGUCUGGCAGGGCAUGCAAGAGGCCCUUGUACAGCUUCACUGCAUCAUUGAACUGAUGGAAGUGUUUAAGCAAGGAUUUAAUCAAAAGCUUCAGGAAGGGCAGAAGAAACUACAUGAGAUUUGGCUGGAUUGGAGUAGGAAGUCUUCCAAAGAGAGUGGAGAUGAAAGCUCUGCAGAACCAGAGGAGAUGGAGUCUCUGGCCCUGCUCAUGGCGCGCAGUAUCACACAGCAGCUGCGAAUAACCUGCUGUAAAAUAGUGUCUGCAAUCCAAGGCCUUCCCUCAAGCCUUCAGGAUAAGGUGAAACAAUCUCUUAGUACUAUAGAGGAGCUUCAUGCUUCUUUCUCAGCAGCAGACUCCCUCCAGGACUUGUCCAGCAGUGUCUUGAGCCAGAGCCAGAGGAAGCUGGCUGUGAUCCAGGAGUACAUGGAGGAGCUGCUGGACUACCUGAAGAACAACACACCUCUGUCCUGGCUGGUGGGACCCUUCUUCCCCAGGAAGGAGGAGGAAACAUCACAGGAGGAUGAAACUCUGCAGGAGAAGGAGACAGAGACAGCAGGAGCAGGGUAUCAUGAAGCCUCCACCACCCUUAUAUAG
Messenger RNA from Leptosomus discolor (cuckoo roller), 1347 nucleotides. Its product is annotated as perilipin-3. Gene Ontology annotation, biological process: lipid storage; positive regulation of triglyceride storage. Gene Ontology annotation, cellular component: cytosol; lipid droplet. The record is from RefSeq and is a predicted model, not a curated record. NCBI's taxonomy places the organism in Eukaryota, Metazoa, Chordata, Aves, Leptosomiformes, Leptosomidae.